AUGGCCGACGCAACCAACAUCGAUUACCUCCACUCGCCAGGCUACCGAAACAAUCUCACGCCAUCACAGACCUUAGCGCUCUUCAAGCUCUGGCGUCGCUUCCUCCGACUAUGCGAGAUCACAUCACAUUCCACCGAUUCGAUUGGCGUCGAUGUCGAUGCACAGCCUCCUCCUAUCGCUUCUCGCAGCUCGACCGAUUCGAGAAAGCGCGGUCUUGGUCGGAAAGCGCGCACCACUGCCUCCGAGCCCUUCUCGAAUCAGUCUUCGGCAUCCGCAUCGGCAGAGAACCUCAACACAUCGGAUCGGCUCGAUCCGAAUCAAAUACCAAAGGAUGACAAGCUCAAGGAACACUUGCGCCACCUCGAGGAGAGCAAAGACAUGCAUGCCUUCCUGCUCAAACACGGGGGAGCAGCCUUGCGGCGCGAGUUCUGGGCUAUCGUCAAGGGCGAGCAUCCAGAUGCCUACAUGCUGCGAUGUCUACGUGCGCGCAAGUGGGAUGUCGACCGCGCGCUUGCCAUCAUCGGCUCAACGUGCGCCUUCCGUGUCCAGUAUGACAUUUCAGGCAUCAUGAAGGAAGCCGAGCUUGGAUUGACAAAGACAAGAGGCGGCUUCAACAUCAUGAACAAUGGUCUUUCCUACGUAUACGGCGCAACAGCGACAGGCGAGCCUGUCUACUUCAUCGAGGUCGGCUCCCACUACUCGUCGAAUCAGACAGCCGAAGAGCUCAAACGGGGUGUCAUUCUGCUGCAAGAGAGCCUCCAACUUCUCAUGCCUCCGCCCGUCGAGCGCAAGAUUGUCAUCUUCAACCUGAACAACUUUGGCCUUCGCAACAUGGAUUGGAGCGUCGUGCUGUUCAUGGCCAAGACCAUGGAGUCGUUCUACCCAGAGACAUUGGCGAGAGUCUAUGUACACGGAGCACCAUGGAUCUUCAAGCCCAUCUGGAGCAUUCUCCGUCCAUUGUUGGAUCCCGUCGUCAGAGACAAGGUGCAUCUCACAUGGAAGGUGGAGGAGUUGGCAGACCACGUACCUGCUGAGCAUUUGCCGAAGAAUACUAUGCACGGCGAACUCGACUGGUCAUUCACCUAUCCCUUCCCUCAAGAGGACGAGAACGACAUCCAGAAUGACACAACAACGGCCGACGAGCUGGCGACAUCCUACCGCAACGCAUGCAUGGAAUUCGAAUAUGCAACACGUGCGCUCGCGCGAGCCUAUGGAGACGCUGCGCUUUCGGAUGCCAAAGGCGAUGGUGUCCGAGCACGUUUCAGUCGUGCUCACAAGGAAGGUUCUGUUGAAGACGUCGAAGAAGACCCGGACUGGGAGCCAGAAGGCGUAGCUAGUCUGCGCGCCAACCGAGACAUUCUGGCCACCAAGGUGAGAGUCGCCUGGCUCAAGCUCAAGCCGUACGUCAUUGGCACCAUCAAGUACGAUCGAUGGAACGUGGUAGACAAAGAUGGAGUGAUCCGGUGGAAGUAUGACACGCUGAAUGGAAGGCACGAGGAGCAGGUGCUUGGUGAAGGCACCUCGCUGUCGGCCCUUGAGCGCAAUCUUGCCGAGCUGGAUGCGAUCACAUCACAGGCCAACCGCAGCUCGACAAAUGGCAGUGGCAAUGGUGCAACAGCGGCAAAGGUGCAAGCUUCCAGGGCAAUGCUCGAUGACCAUGGCGAAGCGAGACGUUCGCGGCGAACCCGACCGCACACCAACGGAAGCAGCAAGGCUGUGCCAGCCGAUCAUACCCCCAUUCAUUCGGCAGCAGCGAACGAUCUCGCAGGAACAGAGGCGGAGGGCCGACGCAGCUCAGCCGCUUGGACAGCAGCGUCCAAGGUGGGCAGCACCACAGAUACCACGUUUGAAGAGACGAUACCGAUCCAUCCUAGUCAACUGGAGCAGAUGGCAAAGGCGCGCAAUGCGGACGCCGAGGUGGUUGAGACUGGCAAGUCUCACUGA
Kalmanozyma brasiliensis GHG001 is the source of this 1944-nucleotide messenger RNA. Its product is annotated as CRAL/TRIO, N-terminal domain protein. The transcript has a single exon. The record is from RefSeq and is a predicted model, not a curated record. Bases 1 to 1944 code for a protein of 647 amino acids. Lineage: Eukaryota; Fungi; Basidiomycota; Ustilaginomycetes; Ustilaginales.